UCGUGUGACGUCAUAAACAUGCGCUCCGCUCCUGCGUCUGUUGUGAUUCGGCUAAUGAAAGAAAAAAAACUCCUGGUGAAGCAACUGUGAUCCAUGUGACAUACUAUUAUAAAGAUGGCGUUUAUUAAAGAGGAGAGUGAAGACGUGAAGAUUGAAGAAACAUUCAGAGUGAAAGAGGAAGAUACUGAGGAACAAACAGACCUGAUGCCGCUGAAAGAGGAGUCUCAAGAACUCAAUGAAAUGUAUGAGAAAUAUCACUAUGAGAAGAAUCGUGAUUCUGCCAAUGGAGAAAAAUACACACAGACUGAAAAUACUUCCUUACGGAAAGAAGAUUAUUUCGCCUGCUUUCAAUGUGGAAAGAGUUUCACUGAAAAAGGAAACCUUAAAGUCCAUAUAAGAAUUCAUACUGGAGAGAGCCCUUACACCUGCCAACAGUGUGGAAAGUGUUUUACUCAAAAAGGAACUCUUAAAAGCCACAUGAGAAUUCACACCAGAGAGAUGCCUUACACCUGCGAACUUUGUGGAAAGAGCUUCAUGCGAGAACUAAACCUUAGAUAUCACAUGAACAUUCACAAUGGAGUGAAGCCUUUCUCAUGUGAUCAAUGUGAAAAGCGUUUCACACGUAAAGUAGGCCUUAGUAACCACAUGAGAGUUCACUCAAAAAAUUGUUUUAAAUGUCAUCAGUGUGGAAUGAGUUUCCCAGACAUGAAUCGUUUUAACAGGCAUGUGAUAAUUCACUCUGGAGAGAAGCCUUUCAAAUGCCAGCAGUGUGGAAGGGGUUUCAAAUGUAAGAAAAAUCUUAAGACACACAUGAUAAUUCACACUGGAGAGAAGCCUUUCAUAUGCCAUCAUUGUGGAAAGAGAUUCAGUCAUAAAGUAAGCCUUAAGACUCACACAAGACUUCAUACUGGAGAGAAGCCUUACACAUGCCCUCAAUGCAAAAAGAGUUUCACAUAUAAAUCAACCCUUAAUGCCCACAUGAGAAGUCACACCGGAGAGACCCCUCACACAUGCAAACUAUGUGGGAAGAGCUUCUCACAGAAAGGAAAUCUUAAGACUCACAUGAGAAUUCACACGGGAGAAAAGCCGUUCAUAUGUGGUCAGUGUGGAAAUGGUUUCAGAUGUAAAGUAACCCUUAAUUACCACAUGAAGAUUCAUUCAAGAGAGAACCGUUGUAUUUGUCAGCAGUGUGGAAUGACGUUCACAGACCGUAAACAACUUAAGGAUCAUGUAAUAACUCAUAUUGGAGAAAAGCCGUUCAUGUGUCAUCACUGUGGAAAGAGUUUCACACAUAAAGGAAACCUCAAGACUCACAUGAGACUUCACACUGGAGAGAAGCCUUUCACAUGCCAUCAAUGUGGAAAGAGAUUCAGGCAUAAUGUAAGCCUCCAAACUCAUGUGAGACUUCACACUGGAGAGAAGCCUUUCGUGUGUCUUGAGUGUGAAAAGAGUUUCACGUAUCAACGAGACCUGAAACGUCAUUUGCAAACUCAUUCUGGAAAGAAAUUGCAGUGUGAUAGGAGGUUAACAAAAAGGGGUCAUUUCAAAAGUCACCUUCCCAUUCACUCUGGAGGAAGGCGAUUUAAUUGUGAUCAGUGUAAUAAAAGAUUUAUCUUGUCGUCACACUUACAGAUACACCUGAAAAGCCAUGCGGAUGUGAGACCCUAUUUGUGUUCUAUGUGUGGAAAGAGUUUUAAAUGGCUCAGCAAUUUAAAAUGGCACCAGAAAAUACGUAUUUGUGUGAGAUCAAGGCUACGUGCACACCUCAGCUGAAUGUGACCCAAAUCUAAUUUUAUGCUACAUUUUUUUGAUCAUUUUUAAAUGAUCAACUGAUGCUCCUACAACGUUCCACCUUGGCAUAGUCAAUGAUUUGGAGAUGGCCGAGAUUUGGAGGUUUUUUGCUUUCUUCACCUAUAAUUUGCGUUGAGGCUUCUUUUCCUUUGGCAUGUGCAUAUGAAUGCUUGCGACAACAACUGACAGUUUUCCAAUCU
Molecule: messenger RNA, 1991 nt
Organism: Rhinichthys klamathensis goyatoka
Lineage: Eukaryota; Metazoa; Chordata; Actinopteri; Cypriniformes; Leuciscidae
Product: gastrula zinc finger protein XlCGF26.1-like
Exons: 3
Coding region: 115-1773 (552 amino acids)
Source: RefSeq, a predicted model, not a curated record